AUGGGCAGCAUCCAGUGGGCGAUGCGGGGGCCCAAGUCGCGGGCGGGGUUGAUGGCGACUCCCGUGGGCCCUCCCAGCACCAGCACGAUGAGGAAGAUGAAAAAGGCGAGGGUGAACCCAAACUGCGCAUCAAACAGCCCUCUGGACGGCUCGUACAGCUGGUUUCCGCGCGCAGCGAUCAUGUUGGCCAUGACCAGCAGGGUGAUCGUCCCCAUGAACUCGCAGAGGAAGUUCCAGUGGGGCGCGUAG
Messenger RNA from Auxenochlorella protothecoides, 249 nucleotides. RefSeq lists its product as hypothetical. The transcript has a single exon. The record is from RefSeq and is a predicted model, not a curated record. NCBI's taxonomy places the organism in Eukaryota, Viridiplantae, Chlorophyta, Trebouxiophyceae, Chlorellales, Chlorellaceae. Bases 1 to 249 code for a protein of 82 amino acids.